CAGAAUCAGAUAAACUGAUCUGAUGUGAUUUGAUAGUGGACGGAGGUGCGAGACUGAAGCAGGAUGGCUCACAACACCAAACACACGAUGUCCGCUGAUGUGGAGAGUCGGAGGCGACGGUCCACCGAGAGUUCAGAGCCCCUCUGGGACCAUGAACCCAAAGGUCGCCGCUGUAGCUCCCAGUGUGACAGACUGUGUGUAGCCGGAGCAUAUAUUGAGAUUCCAGAUACUCCUUCCCCCUGCACCUCCCAGUAUUUAGCACACUACACCCCGAAAUGCCUCUCUACCCACAGGCAUUCCCUGCAUUCACGAUGCACGGAUGACGUUUGGCAGGAAACGAGCGUCAGAACCACCAUCCGAGCAGAAAACGAGGUGGAGGCACAUAAACUUGCCAACAACUACAAGUUUGGUUUCAGGAAAUGGAAGAGUCAUGUAACCGAGCGGCCCAUUGAGGACAGAUCUGAUGUAGUUAAGGAGCUUUAUUCUGAGCUCAACUAUAUCAAACAUCAUUCAGGAUCACUGGUUUCUGUUGGAAAUAUAGUAUAUGUAUUGCUCUUUGGCUGGUGGAUCUCUUUGUUUUACUUCUUGGUUAGUCUGCUGAUGUUUUGUACCAUUGCUGGGAUCCCAUAUGGAAAACUCUGUUUGGAGCUGUCAGGUUAUUUCUUAUGGCCAUUUGGAAAGGCUUUGCAGAAAAGCAGCAGCCUGCUUAGGAAAUGUUGUAUGAAAUUCCCACACUGUGAGGCCAUUCCAGAGGAAGUGGAUGAAGUAAAGGAGUCUUUGGAGGUGAAAGAAUCUACACCUUUGCUGCGCUCCGCUCCUGUCUUUACCACAGAAAUCCCUGUGCCUACGCAGCCCCCCAAGCAGGCACGUUACUGGUGUCGGUUGAGUACGUAUGUUUGGCUGAUGCUGGGAUAUCCCCUGCUGGCUGUGGUUCAUUCCCUGGCCGUCUUCCUGUCCUGGAUGAUGGUGUUCACCAUCCCUGUGUCAAAGAUGAACGGCAGGACCUUGAGCAUCAUCCUGCUCAUGCCACCGGAAGAGGUCAAAGUUCGGACUGUGAAAAAGCCACAAGGUUGCGAGACCAGAGUUCUGCUUUGCUGUUACCGUGCCUUCAACUGGUACUACUACAAAUACACUGUGGAUGGGAUCAAUGUGUUUGCUGUCAACCUGUUGCCGCUGGUUAUCAUCACUCUGGUGAUCGGAUAUGUGGACAGAGACAAUUAUUUUGUGAGCUCAGAGGUGAAGUUUGCCACAGCAGUGAGCUCCAUUAUCCCAUUGUCUUACUACAUUGGAAUGGGGAUAGCAAGUAUUUCCGCACAGAGUAACUUUGCUGUGGGAGCUGUAGUAAACGCCACGUUCGGCUCGAUUACGGAGAUGGCCUUCUACAUCACAGCUUUGCUGCAGGGUCACCGCGCAGGAAACAAGUGCUAUGCGGAGAUCGUCAAAUCUGCUCUCACCGGCACCCUGCUGGGCUGCAUCCUCUUCAUACCUGGGAUUUGUAUGAUCAUCGGGGGCUGCAAGCACAGAGAGCAGCGGUUCAACAGCAGGUCGGCGGGGGUCAGCUCAGCCCUGCUCUUCAUAUCAGUAGGAGGUGUUUUCGCCCCCACGUUGUUUUCAAAAGCUUAUGGAAACUUUAUAUGUGAGGGCUGUAACAACGCAGCUGGUAACACCACAAACCCCUUCAUAUGUAACAAUUGCCAUUAUGACCUGAGCGAAAACAACCGACCACUUUUUUUGAGUCAUAUCGAGCCUUUAGUGUACACUAUCUCUGUCCUGUUACCUGCUGCGUAUCUCAUUGGUCUGAUCUUCACCCUUAAGACUCAUUCGCAUAUUUAUGAUAUCCACGUCAGUGACGGACACUGUCAUGUUAUUAGUGACCACGGUGCAGUGGUUCACUGGUCUAGAAGGAGAGCUCUAGUGGUGCUCAUUUUGGCUACGGUAUUGAUGGCAGCAUGUGCUGAUCUUAGCACUGAAAACAUCAAACCGAUCCUCUCCAACUCCAGUGUCUCACAGUAUUUUAUUGGAGUUACUGUAUUGGCCAUGGUUCCUGAGCUUCCUGAGAUAGUCAACGGGAUCCAGUUUGCUCUUCAAAACAACAUCAGUCUCAGCCUGGAAGUGGGGAGCUGCAUUGCAGUUCAGGUGUGCAUGCUGCAGAUACCGCUACUGAUCUUGUUCAAUGCUUUUUAUGAUGUUGGAUUCGUUCUUAUAUUCAGUGAUUUACACCUCUGGGCAAGCAUCUUUAGCGUUAUCCUGGUCAACUACAUAUUUAUGGAUGGAAAGUCGGACUACUUUCAGGGAACGGCUCUGGUGGUUGUGUACCUCAUUCUCCUGGCUUUGUACUUUUUUGCACCUGCUCCUCUUGGAUGUUGAAUUUUUUUUUCCCUUUAUUAUCUUUUAUUGUUGGCAUGUUUGUAGUGUUUUUGUGUAUGUUUGUUUCAUAUACACUGUAAAGUUCUUUAUUUAGA
Messenger RNA from Rhinichthys klamathensis goyatoka, 2462 nucleotides. It is a transcript of the gene cax1, whose product is annotated as cation/H+ exchanger protein 1. Gene Ontology annotation, cellular component: membrane; endomembrane system. Gene Ontology annotation, molecular function: calcium:proton antiporter activity. Gene Ontology annotation, biological process: intracellular calcium ion homeostasis; calcium ion transmembrane transport. The record is from RefSeq and is a predicted model, not a curated record. Lineage: Eukaryota; Metazoa; Chordata; Actinopteri; Cypriniformes; Leuciscidae. The coding region runs from base 64 to 2367 and encodes 767 amino acids. The transcript has 20 exons.